Debaryomyces fabryi is the source of this 2247-nucleotide messenger RNA. It is a transcript of the gene SPC98, whose product is annotated as Spc98p. The transcript has a single exon. NCBI's taxonomy places the organism in Eukaryota, Fungi, Ascomycota, Pichiomycetes, Serinales, Debaryomycetaceae. Bases 1 to 2247 code for a protein of 748 amino acids. Gene Ontology annotation, biological process: spindle assembly; mitotic cell cycle; microtubule nucleation. The record is from RefSeq and is a predicted model, not a curated record. Gene Ontology annotation, cellular component: spindle pole; equatorial microtubule organizing center; gamma-tubulin complex. Gene Ontology annotation, molecular function: microtubule minus-end binding; gamma-tubulin binding.
AUGGCGAGCGUUGGUCACAACUCAAGAGGGUAUCAUAAUAUAGAAGAACAAAGAGUACAUCAUGAUUUACAAUCAUCGCCAUAUCAUGUUUCAAAUCAUACCUCAAAAAUUGGGAGUAAAAAUUUCACAACUGCCUUGCCGUUAAAUGAGCUCAUAUCACCAUACUAUGAGACUUUACCAGAAGAAACUAUAUUGACAUAUUUAUCCUAUUCUCUAUUGGGGUUGGAUUCUAAAUUGUUGUCAUUUCUGCGAGACGGGAAUUCGAUUGAAUUACCUGCUAAUAUUAAUAGCAGCUAUUCUGGACUACUCCAUAAUAUAAUAGAGGCUGGAUUAAUCUAUAAAAAACUCAAAUCAUUCGUGAAUUCUAACAAAGGAAAAUUAGACUCGCCUAUAAAAACAGCAUUUUUAAGAUCAUUAGAAUCUGAAUUAAAUGUCUAUGUGAAUCAUAUUAAUGAAUAUUUUAAUACUGAGCCAACUUCAUUAAUAGCUGUGUACAAUGCAUUAUUUCCUUUUAUAUUGAAAUUGAGACUUUUAUAUUCCUUAACCAAUGAAUUGAAUUUAAGCGGCUAUGAAUUUUUAUCGAAAGUAUACCAUUUGUCAAAGUUUGGUGAUAUAAGAAUAAAGGACUUAACACACAAUAUUUUUAUGCGAAUUGCAGCUCCUUACUACGAGAUUCUUGAACAUUGGAUUGUAAAAGGGGAAUUAAUAGAUAAUAGCGAUGAGUUUUUCAUAGCAUUCAAUACUGAAGCACAACAUAUUAAUGAUAUUAUUGAAUAUUUGCCGCAAAGGAUACCUGACUUUUUUGUAUCAAUGAAUAAAACUAUGGCCUACAAAAUAUAUCAAAUAGGGAAAAUGUUAAUUUUUCUUCUUAAAUAUUGUAAAGAAUUGAAAUGGAUUAGUGACUAUAGUAUGAAAUAUUCAACUUAUAUCUUUCAAAAUAAUCAAGGUAUACAGUCAAUGCAAUCUAAUGUUAUAAUAGAUUUAAUUAAUUUUCAGUAUGAAGAAGUUCUAAACUACUUCACUAUAGUUUUGCAAGAGAAAAAUAACAUGUUUCAUCAUUUAAAGAAUUUUAAAAAGUUUUUAUUGAUGAAUUCAAAUGAUUUUAUUGAAUCUAUAAUAGAAAGAGGAAUAGUUUUAUUCAAUGAACCAGCAAAUGGUUUAACGUCAAACCAGUUAGCAAAAGUAUUAAUCGAGUCAAUUAAUAACUCUUCGGUGAAGAGCUAUAGAUCAGAUUAUAAGAAUAGAUUAGACGCUAGAAUUUUGGAUCUAAGUCAUGGGAACAUAGGAUGGGAAGUGUUUACAUUAGAAUAUAAAAUAUCUGACUUGCCGAUUUAUCAUAUUUUAAAUUAUAAUAAUGGCACAUUAGAGUAUCUAAAAAUGUUUAAUUUUCUUUGGAAAUUACGACACUUUAGUUAUUUGUUGAACUUAAAUUUUAUUGAAUGUUGUAACGUUAAGAAAAACGAUUUAAGGAGGAUUCUGAGUAGGUAUAUUAAGUUGAAAAAACAACUAAAGUCCAAUUCAAGCUUACGGUUAGGAAUUAGAGAUAAUAAAAUUAUUUGGUUAAUGAAAUCUUUCAACACAAUUUGCCUUAUAAGACACCAGCUCAUAAAAUUCAUAUCAACGUUGGUGAAAUACUUGUCAUUUGAUAUUAUUGAAAAUAAUUUCGAUCAAUUAAUUGUCAGAAAGCUUUUUAAAUCAAGCUCUCCUGUUUCGCAUUCAACAUUGUCUAAUGGCAUGGGUGUAUUACCUAUAUUAAAUGAAAGUUUCACCAGUGCCUUGAAGAAAGAUGAAAAUCAUUUUUCUAGACCUCCAAAAUCGAAGACAAUAACGCAUAAUAUGAAUGAAUUAACAUUUGAUGAAUUGAUUAAUAUGCAUACAGUUUACUUGCAAAAGGUUACGCAUUUCAAGAUUCUAAGCGAUACUGAAAUAGGAAAACAUUCUGGGACGAGUUACAUCAAACAAAUAUACCAAUUCUUAGAGAUUUGCUUCGCCUUUAUAAAAAGUUCAGAAGAAUAUAAUAGUCUCAUUGUAAACUACAUUUCCAUUUUGAAUGUUGAAGAAAACUUGCGUUCCGAGGAUAUGAACCAGUUUGACGACGAUCUCGAAGAAUUAGAAAACAAGCUUAAAGUUAUUGUUAAUAAAAUCUACAAGGACUUGUAUAUGACCAACUACAAAAGUAUGUUAUACAUGUUUAUAAAAGAUCUAAGGUCGGAUAUAGAACUCAAAGAUCUAAGUCGCUUUUUUUAG